Paraphaeosphaeria sporulosa is the source of this 4054-nucleotide messenger RNA. RefSeq lists its product as uncharacterized. The transcript has 3 exons. The record is from RefSeq and is a predicted model, not a curated record. Gene Ontology annotation, molecular function: structural constituent of nuclear pore. Lineage: Eukaryota; Fungi; Ascomycota; Dothideomycetes; Pleosporales; Didymosphaeriaceae. Bases 157 to 3963 code for a protein of 1268 amino acids. Gene Ontology annotation, cellular component: nuclear pore transmembrane ring. Gene Ontology annotation, biological process: protein import into nucleus; nuclear pore organization.
GCAGCAGAAACAGAGGCAGCGACACACCCAACAGCACAGCGCCCCGCCCCGCCCACGCAUUCGCCGGCUUUUCCGCCUGCACCACGGCCGACCUGCGCAGCUCUCGCCCCGUCCCAUGAGCGCAGACAGCAGCGCGACCAGCGGCCACCGGGCACAAUGAACGGCACACCACGACCGCGCCCAGGCGGCUUCCCGUCGACGCCGCAGCACCAGCAAGCCCGCUCGCCAGGCGCCCAAACGCCCAGCACCUCGUCCACCUCGCGCCGACCCAACGUCAACACGCCCCUCCCCGACGUGCCUCGACCGGCUGCGGAUGCGACACACUCGUCGGGCCCUUGGAUACCCGCGCACAUCAUCGACCCUGCGCAACAACGCCUCUACGUAUGCUCGAUAUACAUCGCACUCUGGGGAUGGAAACUGUACGACUUCUACAACCUGGCCAUCGAGGAGGACGAGUCGGUGUGGUCGUGCAUGAAAUGGUGCGGCCUCGACAUGACCUUCUUCAUGCUGGGCGUCCCGCUGCUCGACAUUCCCUGGCUGCAAUGGAGCACCUCGACGUCCUUCAUGCUCUUCGUUGUCCAUGCUGCGCUGGACGUCAUGCUCAUGUUCCGGAUUGGCAUACCUGUGCAGGCCUGGUUCAUCUCGCUGGCUGGCUUCCUCUUUGACAGCGAGCUGGCCAUCAGUGAGCGCAGCGUCAAGCCUGGGCCCAUUCUGCACAAUGCCUCUCUCAUCCUGGGCAAGCAGAUCAUCAACAUUCUUCCUGAAGGAUCUGCUGUCUUGAACCCUGAGAAGCUCAACUUCUGCCUGAAUUCCACCGUUACCUCCGUUGAGCUCCCGAUUCUCAUCAACCAGACCGAGCCCGUCGAGCUGGACCUUCUUCGCCUCGACUUCGACACGGACCAGAACGAAACCAUCACGAUCAAGAAGGGCGAGCUCAAGGGGCUGCUGAAGAAGGCACGCAAGGCCGCGAAGAGGACGGACCCGGACGACCCGCUCCUUCUCCGAUACACUGUGAAGAAGCCUGGCGUGUACCUGCUCAAGAAGGUGGUCGAUCAGUCCAAGCUGGAGGUGCGCCCGAGGAGCACCAACGCAAUUGUCGUCAAAUGUCCACAAGCCCGCGUGAAGCCCACCGGAGACAGGCGCUGCCGAAAUGACCUUUCCAACGUUGAGCUCGAAGUGGAAGGCGUGCCGCCGCUGUACGUCAAGUACCGCUUGACCGUCGAUCGUCAGCCGCGCGGAGGAUCUGAAUUCCAGAACUUGCAACCAGACGAAUUCUUGUCUCCACUGUCACGACAGACCUCUCAAGCUUUGGUGAAGAGCGGGAAGGAAGACGUCUCCUGGGCGCGUUCCCACAAGGUUACCGUACCUUUGAAUGAGACCCUGGCAACCGGCAGUGGUUGGGAAUACGCCGUCGAAGAGGUGCAUGAUGGGCUUGGGAAUCUGGUCAGCUUUGUCGGAAAUGAGGAGGAAGACCACCCCAAGGCCAGGAUCGCCGGCACUUAUCAGGGUUUCGAGGUGCACGAACGCCCGCGCAUCUUUUUCAACAAGUGCAACGCCCAGAACCCCAUGCGGGUAGCCAAGGGUCGCAGCGAGCCUUUGCCUAUUAGCUACGCAUCCACAGGAAAGCAUCGGGUCGAUAGCCCGCAUAAGAUUCAGUGGCUCUUCACGCCAGAGGUCGACAUCGUUGCGGAUGGGCACCACAGCGCAAAUGCAGAGACCAGAGAAGGAACCAUCAAGCCGGGCGUUGGCAAGAUACACGCAUCUGAGGCUGGCCUUUACACGCUCAAGUCCGUCUCCACCGAGUUCUGCGAAGGUGACGUGCUUGAGCCGACUUCUUGCCUCGUGCAGAACCCUCCUAUGCCCGAGAUUGAACUGAACAGCGAGGAUAUCAUCGACAAGUGUGCUGGAAAUCCCAUCGGUCUGCGCGUCGACAUGGAUUUCAUCGGUACUCCGCCGUUCUUUGUCAAAUACGUCGAGCAGCAGAAGGGUAAAGCUAGGGCGCAACCGCGCGAUAUCCAGAUCGGCUCGCUCAAAGGUAGCAUCGAUCUCGCCCCGGAGAACACUGGCCACUACACGUAUACUUUCAAGUCUAUUUCCGAUGCGGUAUACCAGGAUCGACCUUUGCAUAACCUUGUGCUGCAGCAAGAAGUCCGGGCCCCCGCCUCGGCUCACUUCAUCGACAACAGACGAACCAAACAGGCCUGCAUCGACGAUUACGCUGAGUUCAGUGUGCAACUUACGGGCGAUGGACCUUUCAAGUUAGAAUACGAAGUAAUGCACAACGGCAAACGUGAUAAACAGACGGUCGAUGUCGACGGGGACUACUACACAAUCAAAACACCAAAGUUGAAGAACGGCGGGGAAUACACGGUUGCCCUGGUCAGCAUCGUUGACAGCAGAAAGUGCAAAGACACGCUCAAAAACCAAGAAGUUAAAGUGCAGGUUCGACAUGAGCGACCCAAGGCCUACUUCGGUCUGGUGGAUGGUAAACAGUCGAUUAUGGCGCUUGAGGGCAAGAAGGUGGAUCUUCCUCUUCGGUUGUCUGGAGUUGGCCCUUGGACUGUCGAGUACGAGAAUCUGGACACCAACGAGAAGCAACGGGUCCACGUGUCGAACGCGAAUGCCCCUCUCUCUAUCACACAGCAGGGUACCUACCGCCUCAUGGCAGUCAGUGACUCAGUUUGCCCUGGUUUUGUCGAAGAGAAGGCCAGUACAUUCAAUGUUGGUUGGAUCGCACGGCCACAGAUUAGCAUCCCCGAGACAUCCUCGGUUGUCUUUGAAAAUGGCAAAUACGUCAAGGACGCUGUUUGCGAGGGUGACGAAGACUCCUUCGAAGUGGCCCUGCUAGGCAAUGCUCCCUUCGAGGUCUCAUACAAACAAGAGUACAAAGGCAAGGGUAAGACUGCUGCACCUCGCGAUAAGGAUAUCCGGGCUGUGAGUGGAUUGACAACCAUCCGUGCCGACACGGCCAAUGCGGGCACCUACGAAUACACGUUCCACAAGCUCGCCGACAGCCGGUACGACCAUUCGAAGAAGCAUUUCCAGCCGCUUGUUGUCCAACAAACGGUCAAUCCGCGCCCUUCAGCACGUUUCGACACGCCGGGCAAGACCUACAGCUACUGCAGCCGCGAGUCCGACGGCGAAGAGGUCAUCCCCAUGACGCUCGAAGGCCAACCCCCCUUCUACCUCGAAGUCGAAAUCAAGCAAGCCGGCGUCCCCAAGCCCGAAAUCAGCGUCCACCGAGAUAUCCGCAGUCCCAAGUUCGACCUCAAGAUCGAGCACCGCAAGCUCCACCUCGGCGUCUCCUCCAUCACCAUCCGCAAAGUCCGCGACGCCCGCGGCUGCACCCUCAAGCCGUCGCCCGCCUCCCCCCGCGUCCAGGUCAGCGUGCACGACGCGCCUACGGCGACCGCCCUCGAAGAGCGCGCAGACUUCUGCGUCGGCGAGCGCCUCUCCUUUGCGCUCUCCGGCCAGAACCCCUUCACCGUAUACUACACGUUCAACGGCGAGACGCGCAAGGCGUCCAACGCGGCGACUACGUUCCGACGUCUCGCGGAGCUGCCCGGCACCUUCACCAUCACGGGCCUGCGCGACUCGGCGUCCGACUGUCUUGCGCCGCUGGAUCUUACCAAGCACAUCCAUCCCAUCCCGUCUGUGCGGCUUUCCGGUGGGCAGGUCAGUUCCGUGGAUAUCCACGAGGGCGGGAACGCGGACUUGCACUUUCAGUUUGAGGGGACGCCGCCAUUUGAAUUUACCUACACGCGGUCUACGAAUGCGGCGCGAGGAAAGAAGAGUAGGGUGCUCGAGAUCAAGACGGAGGUGAGCCAUGAGAAGGAGAUGUUUGUCCCUGUGCAGGAGGAGGGAACGUAUGAGGUUGUUAGUAUCAAGGACCGGUGGUGUGGGUUCGCGAAGCAGGUGGAGGGUGUUGAGGGUCGGGGUGGGCAGAAGUUGUUGCAGUAUUAGUUAGUUGGUGAGGGGUGACGUAAAAAGCACGGUAGGAGUGUAGAGGGUGUAGGCGUGCGGGGCAUGAGCAUUUGUCGGCGUUAUACUGUGG